Molecule: messenger RNA, 936 nt
Organism: Cricetulus griseus (Chinese hamster)
Lineage: Eukaryota; Metazoa; Chordata; Mammalia; Rodentia; Cricetidae
Source: RefSeq, a predicted model, not a curated record
AUGAAUCAGAACAGCAAGCUGUACACUAACGCUAACAUUAGAAACAUCUUCUUCUCUGAGAUUAUCAUUGGGAUCUCAGGCAACAGUGUCCUUCUCCUCUUCCAUGUCCUCAUGCUCAGUAGUGAGCACAAACCCAGACUCACUGACCUGCCCAUUGGCUUCUUGGCUGUGAUUCACCUACUGAAGCUUCUGGCUGUGAGCUUCAUAGCUACAGAUAUAUUCGUGUUUCACCAAGGAUGGGAUGAUACUACUUGUAAAUCUCUUAUCUUCUUAUACAGAUUUUUGAGGGGCCUCUCUGCUUGUGCCACCUGCUUGCUGAGUGUCCUCCAGGCCAUCACUCUCAGCCCCAGACAUUCAUGUUUAGCAAAAUUCAAAAAGAAUUUAUCCCCAUGUCACAACUUAUGGUCCCUGUUUGGCUUUUGUUCUGUCUAUUCAUCCAUUUCCAGUUACCUUUUCAUCUCCAUGGUUAUCACCCCUAAUGUGACCUCAGACCACCUACUGUAUAUUACUGAAUCCUGCUCUCUUCUACAACUCAGUUUCACUGUGAAAUACAUAAUGUCCACAUUGUUCAUCUUCAGGGAAGCAUUCCUCAUCGGUGUCAUGGCCCUCUCCAGCAUGUACAUGCUGAUUCUUCUGUGCAGGCACAAGAAGCAGGUCCAGCAUCUUCACAGAACCAGCCUUUCUCCAAAAGCAUCUCCAGAGCAAAGGGCCACGCGGACCAUCCUGCUGCUCUUGAACUUCUUCGUGCUGAUAUCCAUCCUGGACAGUCUUAUGUCAUUCUCAAGGCAUAUAUUAAAAGAUGAUCCAAUAUUCUACUUGAUCCAGAUUCUUAUAAGCCACAGCUAUGCCACAGUCAGUCCCUUUGUGUUCAUCAGCACUGAAAAGGAUAUAAUUGGCCUUUUAAGGUCCAUGUGUGAGAGGAUAGUGACUAUUUGA